This is a messenger RNA of Cladophialophora carrionii CBS 160.54, 1893 nucleotides long. RefSeq lists its product as uncharacterized. NCBI's taxonomy places the organism in Eukaryota, Fungi, Ascomycota, Eurotiomycetes, Chaetothyriales, Herpotrichiellaceae. Bases 1 to 1893 code for a protein of 630 amino acids. The transcript has a single exon. The record is from RefSeq and is a predicted model, not a curated record.
AUGUCCAAAUCCUUGGGCAGACGAUUUCUCAAGGCAAUCCGUCGCACGAUCACUGCCCCUUUAAAGGGUCGCCUGGUCAACAAGCGCGGAAAGGGUUUCCAGCCAGCUCACGAAGACAAGCCUUCAGCGACGCUUCGGAAUCAUGUGCCACUGCCACAAAAUGGCUCAAACUCUGAGAAGCAGGCGGCGAAGGUGAACGACUGCGGCCCAACGAUACACAAUCCAAAAAAAGCUUCAGAUACAUACAAUGUUGUCCUCGACAAUGGAGACCGGAUCCAUGUGCCACCUGUUGACACUUAUGUGGCAGACCGUCGUCAAACUUUGCAUGACCAAGGGGACAGGCCCCAACCGGCACCGGUUCCAAAAGACUCUCAACAGCAACACCGUCCGACCAAAACAGCUUCAGACCUUCACCGGGAGCGGCUCUCAUCUGCGAAUACCACAUUGGAUAUCAGCCAAACGGCGCGGGCGACCUCAAAUAAGGCGCCAGCUGCGGCUGUGGAUAACUCAUUGGAGCGAGAGCAAGACACCCACCUGACGUGUGCUGCCGCAGUUGAGGAAGGUCACAACAGGAAGCGCGACAGUGUUCCCCGAGUAUCAGCACAAGUUUGUGGCGACUCACGCGAUCGGGUAGAUCCUAGUACCCAAGCUUCGUACAUGCAAAAAGUGGCAAUGUACAGACCACAGGGACAUGUGGGUCGUGUCGCAGAAAAUAUGAGUGACCCCAAUACCGUCGCUACCCAGAUGAAAAAUACCGUGCUGGUAGUCCAACAGCCGGGGGGCUUCGGCAGAAGACGAGUUGGUGAACGAUCAGGUUGCCCAGCAGAGGACCUUCCUAAAUCUCAAUCAUCUCGUGGGCCUGUGCCAGCUCCAAUGAUGUCGUUAACCCAGGGUUCACAGGGAUCAGAAUCACAGGUCGUUGCUCCCAGAAGACCUAGCUCGACUGCAUCACAGCCAUCCCGGACUUCAAGCACCGGCCAAAGUCACAAUACUGGGAUGACCACUGUUCCGGUCGACUCAAGUCAGCAACAUCAAGCCCCUACAGCCCGAACACUCACCGACCAUAAUGUCUAUCGGUUGAGGACUUUCCUAGCGUCAAGAAGGCAGCGACGACUAGCUACGACUAGAGCAAGUCCUACCACCGCCACAACCCCAAAUCUGACAUGUAGCGGACUUAUCAAGGAUGCUAGGGCAUACCAUGGCCGUGUAUGUCGAGUCAGGGGAGCUGCCGAGUCGUAUGCGCGUGGCUUUGGCCUGGAGGUUGCGUCCUGCCUGUACCAGUAUGUUGUGAUGCGGUGCACCUUCGAUGAGGCUCACGGCACUUUGAUGGUCAGCCUUUGUGCAUUAAGUCAGGGACAUUGUGCCAUCCUAGCAAGGAACACCCGGAGCACUGACGUGGUGCAGAUCGUCUCGGUCAAGGAUCCGGACACUGAACAAGCUUGCGAAGAUGCACAUCGAAACAAGCACCUUAUCCCAAUUGAGCCCAACAAGCCACUGCCGAUAGGGAUGCAGAUACGGGCCGGAUUUGGAGAUGAAAGCCGCCAUAUUGGCAAGCACAGCUGGAUUGAUAUAAGCAAGGUAUACCAGGUCCCAGUUGAGUUCAUCAAGGCCGGUCGUCACGUAUCGCUCAAGCUGUGCAAAUGCUCGUGGGAGAAGAUGAGAGAGAAACUGUCCAUGGGAACGUGGACGGAGGAGAGAUUCAGCAUCGAGCGGGAAUUCAAGCGCUUCCAAAACACGAAGGGCAAGGAGCAUACACCGGACUAUCAAAUCCGUGCGGCAGACAACAUACUACUUCAGCUCCAACCUCAAUCUCAGCUCCAGCAGCAUGAACUGCGGCCGCGUCUUCGGCGAUAUCGCGUGGACGAACUCCUUCAUCUCCAAACACUGCGGUAG